Rhizophagus irregularis DAOM 181602=DAOM 197198 is the source of this 2434-nucleotide messenger RNA. NCBI's taxonomy places the organism in Eukaryota, Fungi, Glomeromycota, Glomeromycetes, Glomerales, Glomeraceae. The record is from RefSeq and is a predicted model, not a curated record.
AAAACUCUUUCCCCUUUCCAUUUUUUCACAUAGAAAUCCGCAGUUAAAUACUGUUUUUACAUUUUACACCCUUUUUACGUCUUUGAACGUUGAGAAGAUAGAAGACCACUGGGUGGCUUCUUAUGGAAAGGUUCUUCUCUUUAUUACCCGACCUCUGAAAGAAGUUUUUACUAUAUUUUUAUCUUACAUUUUAAACACAUAUUAAAAAUAUGGUUUUUACUUUUCAAAAACCUAUUCCCUUGGGAAAAUUUUCUUUCGACGUCUCAUUUCACAAAUUUCACGUGACUAAACCCAAUCGGGCUGGAUGUAACAAGAUUUACGAAAUCAGAAGAUCAAAAAGUUUCUUUUUUGAGUUAGCCGAUCCCUCAGCAAACACCAAUGAUAUUCAUCUUAAAAUACACACAAAUGAUUAUCACAUGAAAUCAACCCCUAUUAGCUACUCUUCCACCUGUAGCUUUCCUAAUCUGAGGUUUCAGAUUAGUAAGAUGUUACAACAUUUUUUUUCUCAUCAAAAAGUUAUCCCACGCUCCAUACAAAAGAAAUACUUUAAUCUUAUACGUUCCAAAUUGCUUAAUAGAUAUUUUCUUGUCAAUUCACGUGCUGAUAAAGUCACACUUAGAAAUUCACAAACAAAAACUUUCUUUAAAUUUUCAUAUAAACGUUACCGUUUUUACUUAGGUAUAUUUACACCGUGCAAUUUUUCCACCACCUACAAUUUUGAACCAAAACACACACAGAUAUGUCGUGUCCCCUCUCCUUACAUUAUGUCUCAUAAUAGACGCGCUUGCGUUUCUCAUCAAAAAAAUUUAGACAUUUUUCAUAACAUCAAGAAACCGACCCUGUUAUCGGAUGAUAACAUAAAUAACAAGCAGUUUCAUGCAACUCUUAUCCAUAAACGAUGGCAACAUCGUACCAAAAAGCACGUUAAUUCAAACCGUCUAGGAAUUUCGUAUGAUGUUUCAUACAUAGCUAAUGAUCAAAAAUCCAUUCCUAUACACAUAGAACGUCGUAUGUAUCAAAAACGAUUUAAUAACUUCCGUUCACAACACUCCGACAGAAGUAAAAGGAGCAAAAAACAAAAAUCCCGUUUUCAACGGGCUUGUAGAUCUGUUUUCUACAAUCGUGGUCACAAGAAAAAGAAAAAACUUCACAAUGGAUUGGUAACUCUUGAAGAAAAACUACACCGUGCUCGACAACACCGUUUCCUCUUUUUACCUUCACAACAUAUUAAUAAACCUGUACAACAUUUAAGAUAUUAUAAAGGGCUGAUGCUCAGACUUGAGAAAGAUUAUAAUUUUCCUAUACCUCCUGAACGAUCCAGGCGACCUAUAGGCGCUGUAAGCGCAAUAACUGAGACGUGGCAUGAGAAGUUGGGCAUUUGGAUUCCUAAAGACCUUCUCCCUUAUGUAACUGAUGAACCUGUUUAUAUUUCUAAGAGACAGGCAAAAAUCAAAGGUCAACAAUUUUCACCAGGAUGUGGAUUCUGGUUCGAUGGUAUUAGAAAACGCAAAGAAGCUCAUGAAUUAGCUGUACGACAACAAAAAGAACAUGAAGCAUGGGAAGUUAAACGCCGUGCCCAGGAAGAAGAACUUUCCGCUAGAGCUAAACUCUGGGGUACUUCCUCCAAUCGUAUAGAAUAUCGUGAAGAUAUGUGUAAAGAUCUCACUAAAUUUCAAGAACAUUUUCAUAAAAAAAUCACACCUUUAGCAGACCGCCGUUCAGUUUUACAUAACAGACUUACACAAGGCAAAAACGUUUACAAAACAAAUAAACAAUUGCUCCAACUAGAGCAAGAAUUAGGUCGUUUUAAUAUUGACUACUUUUCCGUUAUUGACGACAACUCACCCCAAUACCAGCUAAGACCACACAAGCGUCCCCCUAUCUUACCUGCGUAUACAGAUAGGCAUAACAUUGAGAUCAAAAAAAUGAGACUGGAUAUAAUGUCUCCUGAAGACUCUAAAGUCUUCGCUUUACCUUAACCCCGUUCGAUUACAACUUUCAGCUUAUUUACUUUUUUUUAGUGGCUUGCUGAUAGUUAUAUACUUACAUUUUUUAGCCACACAUUCAUUUUAGACUAGUAAUUUUUUUUUUUACAUCUUUUUUUUUUGGGUAACCCCACGUACUAAAUUUUAUACCAUAGUACAACAAUAAGAAUAGUGUGAAACAUUCCACCUAUGACAGUAUUUACAGGUGGUGGUCUUAACCGACCAAAAGAAAAAUACGGAUCGUUUCUUUUUUAGUUCGAUUGUGCUAAAGCCUUUUCUUUGGUCCAUUGGGUUGUGAUGUCGUGUUAGGGACUCCUCCGGGUUCGUUAAAGGUACCAGAGUGGCGCUGUCCUCGGGCGGUUUGAUUAUAGCUUAGUAUUAGAUAGCGUUCGACUUUUGUUUUAUCUUUUGUUCUUGUCUAUCUUUCUGUAAUCUUGUUCACGUGGUUU